Molecule: messenger RNA, 1917 nt
Organism: Phascolarctos cinereus (koala)
Lineage: Eukaryota; Metazoa; Chordata; Mammalia; Diprotodontia; Phascolarctidae
Source: RefSeq, a predicted model, not a curated record
AUGGACCAGGGUGAAUGGGAUAUUGUGUAUGAGGAACAAGGAGAUUGGGAAGGGGAAGCAGAAGCCACAGACACUAAGGAAAGAACCACCUCCUGCCCAAGCACGCCUACACGCUUUAACUUACCGCUUCCUGCCUCCGAGACCUGCGCAUCCCCAAAUGACCCGGAAGGCGAGUCUCAUUUCCGGCGGAAUCAUCGAGUGCGGCACCGAGCAGGCGAGAGUGACCCCUCAAUGCCUUUUUCUUUCAGCCGGAAGUUAAAGCUUCCGGGGGUGCUCGCCGCGGGUGUGCUCUCCCAUCAGCCAAUGACGAGCUCCCUGUUGGCGCUGUGGUCCCCCUGCAGGGGCCUUGUGGCCCCUCGGGGACUCCCUGGGCGGCCUUCGUUGCUAGAACUGUGGUGCCGAAGGCCGGCUCUGGGGAGCGAGAGAGACCUCCCGGGGCUCGUUGGUGCAGGAAGAAGGUCGCCCCCGGGGCCGGGCCGGGCCAGGGAGAAGCUGGCGCUGCGGCCUCUGUCUCUUUGGCAGUCAGCGGGUGUUGCGAAUGGACUCUGCGGGAGCCGGCCCUUCUCCACUGCGGGGCCGCUGCCGCGAGGAACCAGGGGCCAGAGUGGCUCCCGCGCAUCGGGGCCUGUUUCCUGGAAGUCCUUGGCAUUCACAUUUGCUGUUGGUGGAGCUUUAUUGGCUGGAAUGAAGUACUUCAAGAAAGAAAAGGCAGAGAAGUUAGAGAAGGAACGGAAGCGAACCUUAGGAAAGCCUUUACUUGGAGGACCUUUCUCACUCAUGGAUCACAACGGAGAACCCAAAACUGAUAAAGACUACUUGGGACAAUGGAUACUAAUUUACUUUGGUUUCACCCAUUGUCCUGAUGUAUGUCCGGAGGAACUGGAAAAAAUGAUAGCUGUAGUGGAUGAAAUUGAUAGUAUUCCAACACUGCCAAAUUUAAAACCACUUUUCAUCACUAUUGAUCCAGAGAGAGACAAUACAGAAGCUGUUGCAAGAUAUGUGAAAGAAUUUUCUCCCAAGCUAGUUGGCUUGACAGGUGGUCCAAAAGAGAUUGAUCAAGUUGCCAGAGCAUACAGAGUUUACUACAGCCCAGGACCCAAGGAUGAAGAUGAAGACUAUAUAGUGGAUCAUACAAUAAUAAUGUACUUGAUUGGCCCAGAUGGUGAAUUUCUAGAUUAUUUUGGCCAAAACAAGAAGAACUCAGAAAUAGCUGGUUCAAUUGCUGCACACAUGAGGGAUUACAAGAAGAAACAUUAGAGUAAUGUAAUUUGUGUUGCAGUGAUAUUUUCUUACUAGUAAGAGAACUUUAUCUCCCUUAGGAGAUGGUGUAUAAGAUUUUCACCUCCUUUGAAUCCCUAUACCUUAACUACAUUGGACCUUUGUCCUUCCAGAACAGGAGAAAUACAAGACAAGUUUGCUGAUUGUAAUGAUUAAAGCAGAAAAUCUGUCAAGAAGUGCUUUUCAUUGUGUGUCAGAAGUAUGGGGAGUGAUUGAAGUAACAGCUAGUGACAGCAUAAAAAUCAAAGAUGUCCACAGACAUUGGAGGCCCUCUCAGUGCCCUGUAUUUCAUCUUGCUGACCUCCUGGCUUCACAGACACUACGAAACUGUGGAAAGUUAUUUCCAGAGAAGAGGAGGAAUCUUCAUAGUACUAUUUCUCUUUUCUCUGAUUUCUGGUGGUUGCUUAAAAAAAGUAAUAUUAUUGGGACCAUGAUAGGGCAAAGGUGGUUUUUUUAUUUAAAAGCAGAAAUGCCACCGUUAUUGCUUACUUAACCUACAUCAAUCAGUCUAGGGAGGGGGAGCUGACAGAAGGUUUUGAUUUUUUUUUUAAGUCGGGGAUAACGUGUUUUUUGUCUUGUGAAUAAAGUCUUUAGUGGAAAUAAUUGGAAAUAAAAGUGAGUUAUAAUUAUAAAUAAUGA